This is a messenger RNA of Trifolium pratense (red clover), 1524 nucleotides long. RefSeq lists its product as uncharacterized. The record is from RefSeq and is a predicted model, not a curated record. The transcript has 2 exons. Bases 140 to 1240 code for a protein of 366 amino acids. Lineage: Eukaryota; Viridiplantae; Streptophyta; Magnoliopsida; Fabales; Fabaceae.
UUACUCUAAAUACAUCGUGGAGAAUCGAAAGACUAGUGAUGAAGUAAGUGACGAAGAACACAUCGCUUUCUUAACCUUAUGGCUAUCGCAGUAUGUCUUCUGCACUCAAUCUCUCCAAGUAGCCAAGAAAUUCAUCCCUAUGGCUAUUCAAUUACAUGAGUGCCAGCAAUUCAACUUCGCUCGGCUUAUUCUUGGAUGUCUUUAUGAAUCCAUGAGGGAUGCUUGUGAACAUCUUAAAAGAACAGGUGAUGGAUCCACCUUUUUAGGUGCUGGCCCUUUCUGGUUACUGCAAUUAUGGCUAACUGCCACUUUUCAUGCUGAGCUUGACCUUUUCUUGCCUGAGCCAUACUAUGAGGAAUCAAGAACACGUCGAGUCGAAGGCACGAGGUUGGCGAGAAUGGUGCCUAGGGAAAGAGGCCUUGGUUAUGAUGUGGCUUUCCAACAGUAUUUUAAUACUUUUCUCAGCCUGAAGAAGUUCAAGCCUAGCUUUGCUCCCUUUGUGGAUAGGCCACUUGGUCCUCCUUGGUUUACUCACAGAUUUCCUUCUCCACCAGAAUUUGAGAUGGUAACCAACAGCAUUUGGAAUGCUUACUUGAUGCCUACAGUCUUGUCUUGUCGAAUUGGCUUGACCUCUGGAGAUUUUGGGUUAGUUGGCUACUUCCCAAACCUGGUGUCUCGCCAAUUUGGCUUAACUCAAAUACUCCCUAAGAGCAUAUACUUGGAAGAGAGGGAGGUUUGUUUAGGCAAGCAUGGCAUGACAGAACCACAGUUCUAUUCAUUCUUGAACCACUUCAAUCAGCCUUCUUAUGAGCUUACCCCAUUCGACUUCGCUCCCUCACAUGCCUGCACUAGGGAAUUUUUUACCUGGUGGUCUCGACACUAUGAAGGACGCCUGGUUGACAAGACUGCCUUACUCACUGCUAUCUCUAAUGGGUUCGACUCAUCUAUUUUGAACAAGAUUAAGUCGAAAUUGAACGCCAGAGGUAUUCUUUUAGUUUUACUUUUACUUGCAUCAUUUUUACCUUGCGUGCUUUUCUCUUAUGCGCACCUCUUCGAUGCAGGGAGUAAGUCGAAGGCAGGUUCCAGCGACUCUAGCAAGCCUCUUCCUCCACCAUCUAAGGUUGAACUACAGAUUGCUUCACGCAAGAGGCCUCAUUCAACUGAAACUCCUUCUGUUUCGAAAAAACAAAAGCCUGUUCCAGCCACUUGUUCGAGUGCUCCAGAUAAGGUACUUAUCUAGCAAAAGACUUUUCUCUUCUUUUCCUUACCUGCGAACUUACGGAGUUGUGGCUUGCAGGAUAUUCCUGUUCUCUCGACCAUCCCCGAACAGACUACCGUUGUUACUACUCAAGAUCUUUCUCCCAGUGCUGAACCCAUUACUGAUGAGAAAAAGAAAAAGAAGAAGAAGAAGAAAGAACGCCAACCCACCCAAGAAAGUACUCCUGAGCGCAAGUCCUCUGAGAUUGAGGCACAACCUGAUACUCUGGCAUCACCUGAAGAUCCUCCUUUGGAACAAUCGGAGAG